Lycium ferocissimum is the source of this 1624-nucleotide messenger RNA. Its product is annotated as protein SUPPRESSOR OF K(+) TRANSPORT GROWTH DEFECT 1. The transcript is spliced from 8 exons. Gene Ontology annotation, molecular function: ATP hydrolysis activity; ATP binding. NCBI's taxonomy places the organism in Eukaryota, Viridiplantae, Streptophyta, Magnoliopsida, Solanales, Solanaceae. Gene Ontology annotation, biological process: vacuole organization; endosomal transport. Bases 81 to 1385 code for a protein of 434 amino acids. The record is from RefSeq and is a predicted model, not a curated record.
UCGGAUUCUACUGCUGACCCGCUUUCUCUUUCUCUUCGAAUUGGGUCUGUAAAUUGAAUUAUUUUGUACAUGAUCGAAAGAUGUAUAGCAAUUUCAAAGAACAAGCAAUCGAAUAUGUACGUCAAGCUGUACAAGAAGACAACGCUGGUAACUAUGCUAAAGCAUUUCCUCUUUACAUGAACGCUUUAGAGUAUUUCAAAACUCAUUUGAAGUACGAAAAAAACCCUAAGAUUAAGGAAGCGAUUACUCAGAAAUUCACCGAGUAUUUACGCCGGGCUGAAGAGAUCCGGGCUGUAUUGGAUGAAGGUGGAACUGGGCCGGGUCAAAAUGGAGGUGAUGCUGCUGUGGCAACCCGGCCCAAAACGAAGACCAAGCCCAAAGAUGGUGAAGAUGGGGAAGAUCCUGAACAGUCUAAGUUAAGGGCUGGCCUUAAUUCGGCUAUUGUUAGGGAAAAGCCCAAUAUUAAAUGGAAUGAUGUUGCUGGUUUGGAAAGUGCUAAACAAGCUUUGCAGGAAGCUGUUAUUUUGCCUGUCAAGUUUCCUCAGUUCUUUACGGGCAAGAGGAGACCAUGGAGAGCAUUUCUUUUAUAUGGUCCUCCUGGGACAGGAAAAUCAUACUUGGCCAAAGCUGUUGCUACUGAAGCAGAUUCCACUUUUUUCAGUGUCUCAUCAUCGGACCUUGUUUCCAAGUGGAUGGGUGAAAGUGAAAAGCUAGUUUCGAACCUAUUCCAAAUGGCUCGCGAAAGUGCCCCAUCCAUUAUAUUUGUUGAUGAAAUUGAUUCCUUGUGUGGACAGCGAGGAGAAGGAAAUGAGAGUGAAGCUUCUAGACGUAUUAAAACAGAACUGCUUGUGCAGAUGCAGGGUGUUGGACACAAUGAUGAUAAGGUUCUUGUUCUUGCGGCAACAAAUACACCUUAUGCCCUAGAUCAGGCUAUACGGCGAAGAUUUGAUAAGCGCAUCUACAUUCCUCUACCAGAUGCAAAGGCACGACAACACAUGUUCAAAGUUCAUUUAGGGGACACCCCCCAUAACUUAAGUGAGAGCGACUUUGAAGACUUGGGCCGUAAAACAGAAGGUUUUUCUGGUUCAGAUGUUUCUGUCUGUGUCAAGGAUGUGCUCUUCGAACCUGUACGCAAAACACAAGAUGCUAUGUUCUUCACCCACACAUUAGAUGAUACAUGGAUGCCGUGCGGUCCAAAACAACCGGGUGCUGUGCAGACAACUAUGCAGGAUCUUGCUACUAAAGGACUUGCAUCCAAGAUCAUCCCCCCUCCCAUUUCAAAAACAGACUUUGAUAAGGUGCUUGCCCGUCAACGACCAACAGUAAGUAAAUCGGACCUUGAGGUGCAUGAAAGAUUCACAAAGGAGUUUGGAGAAGAAGGGUGAAGAAACUGAUAACAUUGAUCGUGUCUUUCGUACAUUUGCCAUGAUUUGUAUUUUAUUUGUGUUUUGCCUUAAAAACACACUAAUCUGUUCAAAGGCCAUUUUAAAAAAUUGGAAAGUUGACGUUGUUUACCCUUUCCUUCUGGGGUGUCAGUUUUACAUUUUAUGUAGUUACCAAUGUGGAGCUUCUGCAAAUCUUAUUGCAAUUAAUUAAGCAACUGCAAGUACCAAAGUUUAUGUGA